Didymodactylos carnosus is the source of this 2475-nucleotide messenger RNA. The record is from the annotation of a GenBank genome assembly. NCBI's taxonomy places the organism in Eukaryota, Metazoa, Rotifera, Eurotatoria, Philodinida, Philodinidae.
AUGUCAGUUCGUUUCGCCUCUCAACCUUCAGAGUCAAAAGAUGACAGUGAUGUCGAUGAAGUUUCACGUUCAUUCUACGAUUUCGGACUUGAUAAUCGAUUAUUAAAGUCAAUAGCCGAUUUACAAUGGGAAAAUCCGACUCCAAUUCAAGCUGAAACAAUUCCGUAUGCAUUGAUUGGUAAAGAUUUACUUGUUAAAGCUCGCACCGGAUCUGCUGCUAUUCAGCAUUUACUUUCGACACCAGUGGUAUCAUCAUCAUCAUCAACUGAAAGUAUUAAAUCCAUUCGUAUUUUGGUACUAUCCCCAACAAAAGAAUUAUGUCAUCAAAUAUCCCAAGUAUUUGUAAAACUAUCGACUUAUUGUCGUCGUGAAAUCGAUCUUUACGAUUUAUCUAAUUCAUUAUCCACAACAAUUCAAAAACAAACGUUAUCGUUAUUUCAUAAUAAAACACCAGAUAUAAUCAUAGCUACACCAACCAAAUUACUCGAACAUUUGAAAGAAAAUCACUUAAACAUAUCAAAAACAGAAAUGUUUAUAGUUGAUGAAGCUGAUAUUUUGUAUUCUCUUGGCUACACAUUGGAUAUGAAUAAAAUUUCAAAAUAUCUACCGCCAAAGUCAAAAUCGUAUCAAUGCUUUCUUAUAUCAGCCACAUUAAAUAAUGACAUUUUAAAAUUAAAAAAUUUGUUUUUACAUAAUCCCGUGUUAUUAAAACAAAAUGAUGAUUACACAACAAUAUUACCUGAUAGUAAACAAUUACAACAUUACUACAUCAAUUGCGAAAAUGAACAAAAGUUUAUUAUUAUUCUUACCGUAUUCAAACUAAAUUUAUUAUAUGGACGAACGAUACUGUUUGUUAAUACCGUUGAACAAGGUUAUCGAUUAAAAUUAUUUCUAGAACAAUUUCAUAUAAAAACUUGCCUAUUGAAUAGUGAAUUACCGAUGGAUUCUAGAUUACAUAUCGUACAGCAAUAUAAUGAUGGAUUAUAUGAUAUUAUGAUUGCAACCGAUGAAUUAUAUUAUCUAACAGAACCAAAGGAUACGACUGAUGGUAAUGAAGAAGUAAAGCCAGAAGAGACUUCAACCAAUAAGAAGAAAAAAAAAACGAAAGAAAAAAGUGAAAAUGUUGGUCGUAAACAAGAUAAGGAAUAUGGUGUAUCACGUGGUAUUGAUUUUUAUCGUGUUGCUAAUAUAAUUAAUUUUGAUUUUCCACACAAUCUUGAUUCAUAUGUACAUCGUGUUGGUCGCACAGCAAGAGUAGAUCAAAAAGGUUUGGCAUUAUCGUUGAUUAAUCAAAAUGAAAUAAUAUAUUUUGACGAUGUACGUGAACAAUUGUUGAAUGAAUAUGAUGAAGAUGUAUUUAAGUUAUAUCGCUUUAAAGCUGAACAAGUUGAUGGUUUUCGUUAUCGUGGUUCAGAUGCAUUGCGAUCGAUAACACGAACGGCAAUACGUGAAGCUCGAUUAAAAGAAAUAAAGUCUGAAUUAUUAAAUUCAAAAAAAUUAAAAAUUUAUUUUAAUGAUAAUAAAAAAGAAUCACAGUUGUUGCGACACGAUAGUGCAUUACAUAUUGUCAAAGUUAAAGAGCAUCUCAAACAUGUACCCGAUUAUCUCAUACCUAGUGCAUUAAAAAAGAAAUCAAAUGAUCAUGAACCAAUUACAACAACAGAACCACAAACAACAUCGACAACGACAGCAGCGAUAACGAUGAAAAAUAAUAACAAACGAAAAUUUGAUAUUAAUAGUGAUGCAAAUAGAAUGAAUAUGAAAAAAAUGAAGAGAUUAAAUCCUCUUACAAAUUCGUUUGAUGCUAUGGCUACACGAAAACGACAAAAGACCCGUCAAAUGAGUCCAGUUAUCGAUGAAGCAUCCUCUUUAACGUCAUCGAAUAAUGUAGACAUGGAUUAUGUAUCACCAUUAGAACGGGAUAACGAUUUAUUUUUAUUACAUUUAAAUGAUCAAUUUGAUCAAUUUUGUAAUGGUUCGUCUGUGGAUCAAAAUUCUUCCUUUGAAAAUUUAAUACGUAAUUUACACGAAUAUGAACUUGAUUAUCGUACUAAUUCAUUGUAUUAUUCGACAUUAAAACAAGAAUGUGAUAAUAAUGAUCAAAAAAUAACUAGUAAUAUUAAUGAUAUUCAAUCAUUACGUACAACUAUUAAUGAACGUAAACAAUAUUUAAACGAAGUUAAAUUACGACGUCGACAUCAGUAUGAUUAUGAUAUAAUGGCGAAUAUUAUUCUUCGUUUACCAUCACGUUCGCUAUCAGAGAAUAAAUUACGUACACUAAACUCAGAUAUUGAACACUUAAAAUCAGAAUUAACUGCGUUAAAUAAUCAAUUAUUAACAUAUCAAAAACAAUCGAAAGUUGUACUCUAUUCAUUAUUGGAAUUAGUUGGCUUCAUUGAUGUCAAACUACCGAUUAAUUUUGAAGAAGAAAUUGGAAGAUUAGACAAUCAUAAUAUUGAAAUGCAAGAUGCUUAA